Messenger RNA from Nicotiana tabacum (common tobacco), 4978 nucleotides. RefSeq names its product protein STAY-GREEN homolog, chloroplastic-like. Gene Ontology annotation, biological process: chlorophyll catabolic process. The record is from RefSeq and is a predicted model, not a curated record. NCBI's taxonomy places the organism in Eukaryota, Viridiplantae, Streptophyta, Magnoliopsida, Solanales, Solanaceae.
AUGCGCAAGAGAUCAUUGGAGGAUGAAGAUAUUUGUGCAUUUCGAACAUAUAGCUUCAGUUUCAGAGUCUUUGAGAUGAGAAUUUUGACUGCUUCUCUGUUGGUUCCAUCUAAGAUAAAUCCUGAAAAGCAGAGCUCUAUUUAUUUUUACAGAACAAGAAGAAGAUCCAAGAAGAAUUAUCAGGUGGCAAGGUUACUUGAACCAGCUAUAUUUGAAGCGUCAAAGUUAACGGUUCUUUUCUCAGGAGUUGAUGAGGAAAAUCAUCCAGGAAAACUUCCAAGAACAUAUACAUUUACUCAUUGUGAUCUUACUUCUAAACUUACUUUGACCAUCUCCCAAACCAUCAAUAACUCUCAGUUGCAAGGGUGGCACAAUAGACUGCACAGAGAUGAAGUGGUUGCAGAAUGGAAAAAGGUUAAAGGGAAGAUGUCACUUCAUGUCCAUUGCCAUAUUAGUGGAAGUCAUUUCUUGUUAGACUUGUGUGCUAGGCUCAGAUAUUAUAUCUUCUGCAAAGAACUUCCUGUGGUUCUAAAAGCUUUUAUUCAUGGAGAUGGGAAUCUGCUACAAAAUUACCCAGAGUUGCAAAAUGCUCCAGUUUGGAUUUAUUUCAAUUCAAACAUUCAAGAAUUCAACAAAAUAGAGUGCUUGGGUCCACUCAAAGAAGCUGCUUCUUCUAAUGAGGUACAUGGGCCCCACAAAGAAAAGACUUUACCAGAGCCUUGUCAAGAGUCUUGCACAUGUUGCUUCCCCUCAAGGAGCUUGAUCCAUGGGCCUACUUCAAUUUCUGAUGUCAAUUUCUGAUGUCUAUCCACCGAGGCUUGUAACUACGGAAAAGUUAAAAGAAGAAUUGACCCAAAUAGCCUUACAUCCAAUUAUAAAAAUAGUCAGUGAAGAUAUAAUAUAUGUCUAAAUUAUGUAUUAUAUAUGUAUAAUUAUCAAUAUAUAAUUUAUGUAUACGAUUAGAAAGAGUAAACAAAGAAUAUGGACGACUAUUUGUGUAAGAAAACACAAGUUAAAAAGAGAGUUGCUUCUAUUUGUUUACGUGGUAAACAAGGAAAAAAAAAAUCAGAUUUAUAAUUGAUAAUUGAAAAAUAGUUAUAGUUUAAAAUGUGUCUUUAAAAAAAUCAGAUUUAUCCCUGUCUUUUACAUAAUAAAUGUGUACCCACUUAAUCCACAACUUGUCCUAUUUUUAUAGACAAGUUCCAGUAAUACUUCAGGAUUGCAGCUCUAUUCCAUACUUGGACAUCAGUGAAAUUCAGGCUCCCAACUGUCUUAGGUAGACACAAUGCCACCAAAUCCUUCUUUUUUACUUUUGUAUUUCUCGUCCAGAGAAAGGUCCUACAUACAACUUCUAUCUUGUUGAUGACCUUAUUAGGCAAUGGGAAUAUCUGAGACCAAUAAGACUGAAUGGCUAUUAUCACACUUUUAAUUAAUUGCAACCUCUCUGCAUAUGAUAGAAACUUUACAGACAAAUUGGUAUUAUUACAAGCAUUUUAUCAAUCAAAGGUUGGCACUGUGCUAUAACCAACCUUUUGGAGCUUAAUGGUACUCCAAGGUACUUAAAAGGUAAUGUACCAACAGAGAAGCCAAGUUGUUGUACUAUCUCAUGGUGCACAUGGCCAGGCACUCCUCCAAAGUGUAUACUACUUUUGUUUAUGUUAGCAAUCAAUCCUGAGGCCUUGGAAAACUGUUGCAAGUAAUCAAAAAGUAGUUUAGCUGAUACCACAUCACCUCUGCAAAACAUGAGGAGGUCAUCAGCAAAACCUAGUUGUAUUAUGCCUAGCUUUUCGCAUCUAGGAUGAUAGUUGAAAUUUGGAUUCCCCUUUAGUGUUCUGAGCAAUCUAGUGAGAUACUCCAUGACAAGUACAAACAAGUAAGGGGAUAAAAGAUCACCCUGUCUGAGCCCCUUUUUUGCAUCAAAUGGUGGUGUUGGAUUUCCAUUCAUAACUAUUGAAUAGGUGACAAUUCUGAUGCAACUUCUAAUCCAUGUGAUGAACCUCUCUGGGAAGUUUAUACUCGACAAGAUCUGCUCCAAAAAAACCUAUUCCAAUGAGUCUUAGGCCUUUUGCAUGUCCACUUCGAUCAUAAUCCUUGGUGACACUCCUUUUCUACCAUAUCCUUUAAUGAUUUCAUGGCUUAGAACCACACUGUCAUGUAUCACCCUUCGAGGAACAAAAGUAUUUUGACUGCAAUCCACUAAGGAAUCCAUGACCUGUUGUAAUCUGUUGGUGAUCAUUUUAUAAAUAAUUUUGUACAAUGUUGUGCAGCAAGAGAUUGGUCGAUACUCCUUGAUAGUGGCAUGGUUUUUUUACUUUAGGCAUCAGUGUAACUGAAGUGCAAUUUAUAGGUUUAUACAUAUCAGUUGUUUCAAAGAAUCUAAGUAAUUCCGUUGUUACCUCAUCUCCGAGUAUGUGUCAUGUUUUCUGAAAGAACAGUGAGUUAAAACCAUCACACCCUGGGGCUUUCAAUGUGUCUAUCCCUUCCGGUGCUUGAAACACUUUAUCUUUUGUGAAUGGCCUAAUUAGGUAAAGUUGUUGAGCUCUAUUCAGAUUUGGCCCCUCCUUCAUGAUGUUAGGAUUAAUGGCAGGUAAAUAGUUCUGGCUUGAGCCUAGUAGGCUUUUGUAGAAGCCAAUUAUCUCUUCUUGAAUCUCCUCUGGCCUUUGUAAUAACCUCCGUGUUGUGGAUGUAAGCUGCUUUAUAUAGUUUUGUGAUCUUCUCCCCUUCAUGUUGGCAUAGAAGUAUGCUGAAUUAGAGUCGCCUAGUUUGAGCCAUUGGACCGUAGAUUUUUGCUCGUAAAUGUUCUUCUCUAUUAUACUCCACUUUUCAAGUUGCUCCUUUAGCUCAUUCUCUUCCUCAAACUUUCAUGUAGAGUGGAAUAUGUCCCUCAUUUGUGCUUGCAAUUCCUUCAGAUUGUCCCUAAUAUUCUGAAUUUUGUUCUCCACCCUAUAAACUCCUUGUUGUUUAACCUCUUCAGGGCUCCUUUAACAGUCUUCGGCCUUAACCAUAUACUCAUUAUACCUUGUGCAGGCCUUUGAAUUGACCAGCUGCUCUUCACUUUCUCUGCAAACUCAGGAUGGUUUCCAAACAAUUCAGAAAUCUAAAAGGCUUCUUCCUGGUGAUAUUGUCCUCUCCAAUCUCAAUGCUUAAUAGAGAGUGGUCUGAGAAGUGUGGAUCCUUGAUAUGGACUUGCAAAGGAGGCAUGGUAUUCAUCCACCGUGUGUUCACUAAUGCUCUAUUUAUUUGACUAUAAACAUGGCUAUUGGUCAAUGUAAAAGUUCUCCCAGUGAUUUGAAGUUCUGCAACCCCACACACUUAUAUGAAUCUUCUGAAAUCCCUAGUUUCAUAUUCAUGCACCUCAUUUUCAUGUGAUCUAUCCUCCACAUCUAGGAAUGAGUUAAAGUCCCCCAUUAUCAACCAUGGAUGGAUCAUUAGCUCCUCUAUUUCCUUCAAUUUCCUCCAUAAUUCUUUUCUAGCUGGGACAAUAUGCAAUCCAUACACUGCUGAAAAGUGAAUAACUAUGUUGUUGUGUCUAGGCUGAAUAAUCCCAUAAAUGAGCUGAUCAUGGAUCUCUAUGAGUGUAAAUUUGACUUCAGUAGGGUGCCAUAUUAUCCAUAUACGAUCUCUAAUUGCAGCAGAUCCGCUAGUACACCAUUCCCAGCCAUAAUCUAUUUUCUUUACAAUCUUUGCAGUCUUAUUGCUGUUAACUAUAUGUUCUGAUAUAACUAUUAAGCUUACUUUAUUCCCCUUCAAAAACUCCUUCAACUCCUUUUGCUUGUAUACUUUAUUUAUUCCCCUAGCAUUUCAUGUGACGACCUUCAUGUGGCAUGUUAUAUGAUUGGGGUCUUCCUUCACUCCUAUCAUAGCUACAUUUCCUUUCAUUAUCUACUCUCCUUAUGUCUGCUUGUGUACUAGUUUCUGACAGAGGGCCAAAUCCAUUGUUGAUAGGCACCCGGCUUGAUGCUAUACUAACAUUCUUAGUGCAUUUAUUUGCAGACCUCUUUAUUUCCAUCCUUCAUCCUCUUUGGAUCAUUCUGUUGAGAUGGCUCAAUACCCUCUCCAAUCUCAUGUUUCUGCACAACCACCUGAUUCUUUGGUUGUUUGGUUGCUUGGUUUGAUUCCUCUCCCUUGGCUUUUGGUUCUUCUUUUUUAGCUCCUCUUUUGCUUGAGGUUGUUUAUUUUUUGCGAAAUCAUGCCCAUCUUGCGGGCAAGACUUACAAAACUCCGACACCCAGUCAUAUUGUACCUCAUGUUCAAAUAUCUUCCCUGGUGGAUCCUCAGGGGAAUUGUUUUUAGGAUCUCACUGUUGAAAUUAAAGUCUGCAGCCCGUGCCUUAAUGAUCACUGGUUUGUUGUUCAUCAUAUGUAGACCUAAUGCUAUCACCUUAUCUCUAUCCUCCAAACUAUUAAAUUGAAUGACAAAGUAUCCCUAAUUAUGGUAGUAAAUGUUAGGUUUGGGUGUCAAUCUCCGCUGACCUUCUACGAAUCGUCCUACAACUCCAAUUGACGGAUCAUCUCCAACAACAUAGAAGAGAAUUGAUGUCUUCCAUUUCUCAGUGCCUUUCUCGAGUUCUGCCUGUUGAAGUUCCACAAUAUUUUGGCCAUUGUGGAUCGUUGGGCUAUGAAGCUUAGACUCAUUCCCCGGGCAACAAAUUUAUUCCCUGCAAAUAGAUUUUCCCAAGGUUUGUCUCCCUUUCCCUCCGCGUUUAGAUCUAGCUACUUCCUCGCUCCUGUCGCCUUAUCUCCUUGGUCACUCUCAACCCUAAUUUCAAUUGGGUUCGGAGUUACCUUCGCCAUAUUAGCCCUAGUUUCAGCAGUAGGAGCACUUAGAGUUUUGACCGCUUCACUUCCUAUUGCCGUUAUAGUUCCAAUUGUGGCUGGUGGAGUGGUAAUGUCCACUUUCCAAUUUGGUACCGUAGGCCAUGCUUCGGUCAUUUCCCCCAUUUUCUGGUGUUGCACUUUUAUAGAAAGCAGAAUGCCAC